AUGAGUGAAAGGGAAGUUGCUAUUACACCAUUGAAGACGAACCCUAGAGGAAAAUUAGUUGGCAGUCGUCAAAAAUUGAUGAUCAUCAAUUUAUAUAAAACAAAAAUGUUACAACAACCAACGUUAAAAAUAAAAGAAGCGGUGAGGAUUAUUUCCAAAGAAUUGGGUAUUGGGCAAAGGACUGCUCAGUCAACGAUUGCUGAGUAUAAGAAAAAAAAAACUGUAAGUUCACCGAGCAAAACUAAAAUUCGAGCAACAUUUAAAGAAAAAGUUGACGAUUUUGAACGGGACGCCAUACGUAGGAAGGUGCACGAGUUUUGGUUUCGAAAACAGUUACCAACAUUGAACAAGAUUUUAAUAGCAGUUAACGAGGACCCAGACUUGAACAAAAGGUCCACUCUACACUUGAUCAUACGUGACUUAAAUUUUGUCUUCGUCAAACGCGGUAGGAACAGCGCUCUCAUAGAAAGAGAAGACAUUGUGUUGUGGCGUACAAAAUAUAUCGAAGAUAUACGCAAAUACCGAUCACAGGGAAGAACGAUCUAUUACCUGGACGAGACCUGGGUCAACGCAGGUGACUGCAACGACAGAAUAUGGCAGGACAGAACUGUUGCGUCCCGCAGAGACGCCUACGUGUCCGGUCUAUCAAUUGGCGCACCAAAUCCAACUGCCAAAGGGAAACGUCUGAUUGUUGUGCAUAUUGGGUCAGAGGAGGGUUUUGUCGACGGCGGCUUAUUGGUAUUUGAAUCCAAAAAAGGCUCGGCAGAUUAUCAUGAAGAAAUGAACGGCGAUGUUUUUUUCGACUGGUUGAAAGGCGUCAUUCCAUUACUAAAAGACAAUUCUGUCAUAGUAAUGGACAAUGCGCCUUAUCACUCAGUAAAAACUGAAAAAUGCCCAACAUUAGGAUGGAGAAAAAAUGAAAUUGAAAAUUGGCUGGAAGAAAAAGGUGAACAAUUCGAAAGGCCGAUUAACAAGGUACGGCUCAUGGACAUCGUGAAACGCAUUAAACCGCGGUACAAUACAUACGUUGUUGACGAAUACGUGAAGAAGAACAAUAUGACGGUAUUAAGGACGCCACCGUAUCAUUGCGAAGUCAACCCCAUCGAACUAGCGUGGUCGUCCGUAAAAAGGUACGUGAAGUCAAACAAUACCACAUUUAAACUUCCGGACGUAAGACAACUAUUAACCGAAGGUGUCAAUUCCUGCACACCCGAAAUGUGGAAGAACUUUGUACAACACGUCAUUAAAGUAGAAGACAGGUUCUGGAAAGUCGACUUAACUACCGAUGAUGUGAUGGAUAAUGACAAUCUCCAUGUAAUGACAAUCACCGGUGACACAUCGGAUUCAGACGACUUAGGAUGUGAAUCCUUAGAAUAA
This is a messenger RNA of Macrosiphum euphorbiae (potato aphid), 1377 nucleotides long. The record is from the annotation of a GenBank genome assembly. NCBI's taxonomy places the organism in Eukaryota, Metazoa, Arthropoda, Insecta, Hemiptera, Aphididae.